Paramecium sonneborni is the source of this 1788-nucleotide messenger RNA. The record is from the annotation of a GenBank genome assembly. NCBI's taxonomy places the organism in Eukaryota, Ciliophora, Oligohymenophorea, Peniculida, Parameciidae.
AUGUUCAUCAAUUCUUAAUUAAUAGAGGAAGCUCAAGAAAGUGCUAAUCAAAAUUCUUAUGUUAAUUAAAAAUCAUAACAAAAAGGACGAUCAAACGUAACUAAAUUUUAAGUUAAAAAAACAGAGGAGCAAAAAUAAGAAAAUAAACCUUUGAGUAGAAUUUAAUAAGUAAAAAUUUUAAUAAAGGUUUCAGAAAGAGAUUGAAUAAUAAUAGAAGAAAUAAUUAGAAUCUUAAAUAAUACAAAAUGAUGAAAUUUAUGAAAGUUUAGUUUAAUUUGAUUCAGAUCCAGAAUUAGAUAAUACAAAAAAAUAUACUAAUCCAUUAAUGGAUAAUUAAAUUAUAUAGGAAGAAACUAAAGUAUUAAAAAAUGAAAUUAUAAGUAGCCUAAAAAAUAUACAAAACCAAAAGAGACAGUAGAAUUCAAAUAGUUAAGUGUAUUAUAGAGUAAUCAAUAAUAUAAAAAAAAACUUGGUCAAAAUGAAUCCACAUAUGGUUAAGAUUUUGAAUUAGAAAUUGAGAAAGUAAGUAUUAAAAUUAAUAUAAGUUUUCUAUAAUUGGAAAUAAUCAUAAUUAAUAUUAUGAGCCUGGAUAAAAAUUAAAUAAAGAUGAUUCUUUACCUUAACUUUUGAAAUAAGAUAAUAAAAUAAAAUUUGUAGAUAGUAAAAUAAAAGAAAGUAAAAAAUAAGAAAUAGAAGUUGAAGAAGAUUAGAUUAUAAUUUAAUAGUAGAUAGUUUAAAAUGAAGAGAAUAUAAUAUAAAAUAAUAAUAAUUAUCAGGAGUUAUAAGAAAUUAUAGUUCAAGAAAAUGAUGAAGAAUUAUUAUCAUAAUAAUAAAAAGAAUAAGAGAUAAGAAAAGAAUUGAAAUAAUAACAUGAUAAAAUAUAAACAGACUUAAAUCAUGAAACACCAGAAAUAAUAGAAUAAAAAGACAAAAACUCCGAAAUCUAAUAAAUGUUUUAAGAAUAACCAAAAUAAACAUGUCCAUAUCCCCCUGCUUUAAUUUCUAUAGAGAUGCUACAUGGAAAGAAAUAUUUUCUAUUAAAUCCAUCACCUAAAGGAGGUAUGAUUUAAUGUACGAUAAAAAGAGACAAAAGUGGAAUGAGUAGAUUUUAUCCUAAAUAUCAUAUUCAUUUAUCUAAUGGCUUUUAGUAUUUAAUGAGUGCAAAAAAGAGAGCUUGUAAUAAUACUAGCAAUUAUAUUAUUUCUAUGUCAAGGGAAGAUUUAGAAAAAGGUGAUAAUUUUAUUGGAAAAGUAAGAAGCAAUUUCAUGGGAACUGAAUUUAUUUUAUAUGAUGCAGGAUUUAAUCCUGAUAAAACUAAAGAUUAAUCUAAAAUUAGAUAAUAAUUAGGAAUUGUUUAAUAUGAAAGUAAUAUUCUAGGAUCAAAAGGUCCCAGAAAAAUGGUGGUAUUAUAUUAUUUUUAUUAAGGUUUUAUUACCAAAAUUAGAUGAAAGAGAAUAACUCUAUGUUUUCAAACCUAUCAAUUCUAAGGAUGGAAUGCUUAAAGAAUUUGUAAAUAAUAAUAGAGAUCAUAUUGUAACUUAUGUUAAUAGACCACCUUAAUGGAAUAGUAAAUAUAAGGCUUUUGUUCUUAAUUUCUAUUAAAGAGUAGAUAAACCUAGUGUUAAAAAUUUUCAACUUAUUUUAGAAAAUAAAGAAGACAAUAUUUUAUUAUAAUUUGGAAGAGUUGGGGAGGAUCUAUUUAAUUUAGAUUUUUAAUAUCCUAUUUCUCCUUUAUAGGCAUUUUAAAUUGCAUUAACAAGUUUUGACUACAAAAUUGCAUGUGAAUGA